Messenger RNA from Ceratina calcarata, 1732 nucleotides. RefSeq names its product zinc finger protein 277. The coding region runs from base 298 to 1545 and encodes 415 amino acids. NCBI's taxonomy places the organism in Eukaryota, Metazoa, Arthropoda, Insecta, Hymenoptera, Apidae. The record is from RefSeq and is a predicted model, not a curated record. The transcript is spliced from 8 exons.
AUGACAAUUCAUGAAGUGCACUCAAGUGCGCUGCUACUGUUUACUAAUCUCACCUCUGUGCUAUGGUUUAAAAAUAAUAGAAAAUAAUGGUGCCUGUCACUGUUUUUACGCAAUUAAUUAAUGGAAAACUAAAUAAUAGAGUGUCUUGAAAUAUUUUAAAGAAAGUACCCGAAUUUUUCGACAAAUAUGAUGAUGUAUUAUACAAAAUUAAAUACUUAACCUGUUAUGAAAGCACUGUAUGAAAUAAAUUUGGAUAUGUAAAUUUUAUAAACUGUACAUUUCUGAACUUUACUAAUUAUGAAUUCAACAGAAAAGUGUAAAGUUUCAUUACCUGCGAAUGAAGACUGUAUUACAUAUAAGUCUCAAUUUGUUGGAUUAGAUGAUAAGCCGCAUGAUACAAAGUGUCUUUUGUGCGAUACUAAAUUUGUUUUGCCCGAUAAUGAAAAAGAUUUUCUGACACAUUUAUUCAAAGAACAUAGACUUGUAAUAGGAGAUGUAUGGAAUAUUGCUAGUUUAAAAAGCUAUGUACAUUAUUGGGGUGUCAAGCUCAAGGAAGAGCCAUUAGUUAAAUAUUGUACAACUCUGUUAAUGAAUUGUACACCAGAUGGGAAGCCAAGCGAAAAUGAAAAAUACUUUCUAUUGUCUGAUUGCAUCUCAGAAGAUAAAGUUCUAAGGGAUGAGAUACAUAAAGCUAAACUGGAAUGGGUUUUAUCAGAACAAGCAAGAGAAAGAACAGAUACUGGCUUUAAACGUGGUUGUAUUUUCUGUAGAAUGGAAUUUUCUGGUCUGCGCAUUACAUACGUAAAGCAUCUAGCUCAAAAGCACAAUUUAUAUCUUGGAAAACCAGACAACUUAGUCUUUAUAGAUGAAUUUUUAGAUAAAAUUCAGACUACUAUUGAAAAUUUGAUAUGUAUAUUCUGUGAAAAAUUAUUUAAAGAUCGUACAGCAUUAAAGGAACAUAUGCGUAAAAAAUUACACAAAAGGAUAAAUCCUACUAAUACAGAAUAUGACAAAUUUUAUGUAAACAAUUACUUGGAACCUGGAAAAUCAUGGAAACAUAGACAGAGUAAUUGCAACGAAAAUAAUGAGGUAGAGGAUCAAAAUAGUGAAAACGAGGACGAGGAUACAUGGUCUGAUUGGAAUGACGAAGGCAUUGGUAUAUUAUGUUUGUUUUGCAGUUACAGUGACAAGCAUUUCCAUCAAGUUCUUAUUCAUAUGAAGACAGAACAUAAUUUCGAUUUUAAAAUUGCCUCGAAAGAUUUAACAUUUUACCAAAAAGUAAAGGUGGUGAAUUAUGUGAGGAGACAAAUUCAUUUACAGACUUGUGUUUUCUGUGAAACAAAAGUGGAAAAUAUUUUGCAACACAUGAAGGAAGAGAAUCAUUUUAAAAUACCUCCUCAAAAAACGUGGGAUCAACCAGUGUAUUAUUUUCCUAUGAGUGAAAACGAAUCGUUUUUAUAUAAUUUGGAUACAAGUAGCACUAGUGACGAAGAAAGUGAUAUCGAAAAUCCUACAGAACUGGUGUAUGAAAAACCUAAAGAAUAAAGGCUGCCUGUGUAGACGAAAAUAUAUUUAAUAUUCGUAUUUUGCAUUAUCCGAAGUAAUAUAACUUUAUCAAUAAAAUAAUAUAUUUUGAGUAUAGCAAUUUAUAUAAGUAAUAAUCAUGUCUCAUGAGAGAAUAGUGGAAUUCUAUAUAGAAUGUAUUUGCUAAAAUAUAAAAAUAUAAUGAAAA